This is a messenger RNA of Linnemannia hyalina, 465 nucleotides long. The record is from the annotation of a GenBank genome assembly. Lineage: Eukaryota; Fungi; Mortierellomycota; Mortierellomycetes; Mortierellales; Mortierellaceae.
AUGAUUGAACGAGCCGACAUCGAAGGAUCAAAAAGCAACGUCGCUACGAACGCUUGGCUGCCAAUGUCAUCGUCGGUCCAGAAAUUUUUCAUCGGACAGGUCCACCCAAAGACACAAUCAUCACAGCACUUCGACAGAUACCGGACUAUCAACCGGCCUCCGCCCGUGGACCACAAGAAUACCACGGAUACCGCAAAACAGGAGCGCCCAACGAACCUCGUUCAUCGGUCUCGGUAUUCGGUCAAACCCCGGACAAAGAAAACCAAGCAUGAGCCUCUACCCGCCAUGAAGCCAUAUUCUUGGAAAUCAUGGAAAGAGAAACCAGAAAGUUCAACUGUCGACACGACCGACGCCAAACCCAAAAACAUCAAAAAUGCACUGGAGAACGAUGUCGCCGUUGCCAAGGAGGCCAACACUACACACAGAAGCAAACCCAAGCUUGUCGAGGACUAUGCCAGCUCAUAA